Gracilinanus agilis (Agile Gracile Mouse Opossum) is the source of this 1838-nucleotide messenger RNA. RefSeq names its product nuclear autoantigenic sperm protein (gene NASP). Gene Ontology annotation, cellular component: nucleoplasm. Gene Ontology annotation, molecular function: histone binding. Gene Ontology annotation, biological process: DNA replication-dependent chromatin assembly; CENP-A containing chromatin assembly. The transcript has 9 exons. NCBI's taxonomy places the organism in Eukaryota, Metazoa, Chordata, Mammalia, Didelphimorphia, Didelphidae. The coding region runs from base 96 to 1838 and encodes 580 amino acids. The record is from RefSeq and is a predicted model, not a curated record.
GCUGUGGAACGUGCCAGCCCCUGUCUCCCUUUUCCCUUUUCUCCUCCCCUCCCCGUCUCUGUCCUCUGCGCCCACCCGCCCGCCUCCGAGAGACAAUGGCCGCCGAGCCCGCAGCGAUCGCCGAGCUCGCCCCAGCCGACAAGGAAGAAGAGGCACCUGCCCCGUCCACAUCUACAGAGAAAACGGAUAGUCUGGAUGUGGAUAGUGAAUCUAAGAAGCUACUGGGCUUGGGGCAGAAACAUCUGGUAAUGGGAGACAUUCCAGCAGCUGUCAAUGCAUUCCAGGAAGCAGCUAGUCUCUUGGGUAAGAAGUAUGGAGAGACAGCUAAUGAGUGUGGAGAAGCCUUCUUUUACUAUGGGAAAUCUCUUCUGGAGUUAGCAAGAAUGGAGAAUGGGGUGUUAGGAAAUGCCCUGGAUGGAGUCCCAGUGGAUGAAGAUGGAGAGAAAGCAGAAGAUGAAUCUAUGGUAGAGAGUUCUGAUAACGUAGAUGAGGAAGCAAGGGACGUGUUGAGAGAACAGGUCUAUGAUGCCAUGAAGGAGCAGGCAGCACAGAAAGCCAAGGCUGAGGCUUCUCAGGAGAAGGCCCAGGAAAGCCCUUCGGAGGGGACCGAGAGCACAGGAGCUGAUGUAGAGAUGGUGGAGGACAAAAGCCGGGCGGAAGCAACCCCAGGAAGCCCUGAGAAGGCCCCAAGCCUAACCGAAGAGCCCGAAGCAGCAGCCACUUCAGAGGAGCCGCCAGCAGAGACAGAAGCUCCGACUGCUGCCCACCAAGAUGGAAAGCCAGAGGAAGAGGAGACCAGAGCAGAAACAGUAGUUGAGGAGAAACAGGGAGAAGUAGUUAUAAGAACAGAGGAAGGGCCCAGAGAGGCUCCUGAAGAGCAGCCAGCCCCAGCCUCAGCCCCAGAAGAGCAGGGAGCUGAAGCCAGAGUAGAAGGCGAGGCAGCAGAUGGGGGAGGAGGGGAAGGGGGGGAGAUGGAGGCAGUAGCAGCAGUAUCACCUGAAGCCAAGAAAGGAGAGGCGGAAGCGGUCGUUGCCGAAGAGGAACCAGCAGAGGCUUCAGGGGAGGCCCAAAUGACAGCAGCACCUAUGGAGGCCCAGGCAGAAGUUCCAAGUGAGGAGAAGGCUGAGGAGCAGCCAGCAGCAGCCGCCCAUGCCGAGGGCCAGGCUAGUGGUGUGGUUUCUGAGCCAGGCGAGCAGGUCCCUGUAGAAGAGCAGGCUGCCCAGGAGCUCCCAGACACGAAAGAGAACCCCGCUCCCGAGGCGGGGCUUCUGGCAGAGGCAGCCUCUGUCCAAGAGGGGCCCAAGAGCCCUCCAGAAGAUUCUAAGGCAGCCGGAGAUGGGCCUGAGAUGGGCUCUGGGGGCCAGGUGGCUGGAGAAACACCCUCUGAAGAAAAAGAUUCAGUAGCUGCUGCUGUAGAACAAGAAGAAAAAGAUGAGCUGAUGAAGGAGAAGUGGUUUGCUGGGGUAUGUGGCCGUCGUGCAUGCUACAGCUUCUCAGAGCCACAGGGGCCGCGCCGGGGAGGGGCGCUUUGUCUGCGCUCCGGCUCGGGCUCGGGCUCGGGCUCCGGCUCUGGCUCCAGCUCCGGCUCCGGCUCCAGCUCCAGCUCCAGCUCCAGCUCCCGACUGCCGCCACCACCGCCGCCUCUAGACCGGGAGGGCCCGGCUGGCCCCUGCGGAGCCCCCGAGAGCCCCCUGCUCGAGGAUAUCACCGGCUUCUCACCUUCCUGGGGCCCCCACAUUCCUAACCUGUCCCUCACCCCUCCUGACCCCCUGCUCCAGAACCCCAGCAUCCUCACCAUCCCCUCCCCCAAGAACGGGGCCAGGCUGGGGGAGACAUGA